Dendronephthya gigantea is the source of this 2615-nucleotide messenger RNA. Its product is annotated as tripartite motif-containing protein 2-like. Bases 221 to 2377 code for a protein of 718 amino acids. NCBI's taxonomy places the organism in Eukaryota, Metazoa, Cnidaria, Anthozoa, Malacalcyonacea, Nephtheidae. Gene Ontology annotation, biological process: protein polyubiquitination; proteasome-mediated ubiquitin-dependent protein catabolic process. The transcript is spliced from 3 exons. Gene Ontology annotation, molecular function: zinc ion binding; protein binding; ubiquitin protein ligase activity. The record is from RefSeq and is a predicted model, not a curated record.
UAAUCGUUAUCAUCAGAGCUGGUAUUGAAAUGAUUAUAUAACUUGUCGCGUAGCAUGUCUGCAGUAAUUGGCGCAGAUUAGGAACGCCGAGACGAUAUUUGUGUUCAGAAGCAACUGCGUUUUCACUUUCCAUAUGUUAACAUGAACAGUUUCUAAGAGAGUUGAUUCAAGCUGUGAGGAGAACAUCACGGAACGGGUGCAUUCGUCACCCCAAAAUAUAAUGACUGAAAAUUUUCAAGCAAUGAAUCCGCGAAGAAAUAAAUCGUCCAUCAACGCAACGUGUCGCUCUCGAAGAGACCUUCAAAGUAGCUUUAAUGCCGUAAAGGAUUUCAAGGAAAUAAACGAGAAAUCUCCAAACAAUGAUGAUAGCGAGAAGAAUCGACAUUUCGUUUAUCCUCGCUGCUCGUCUUGUACAGUCGACAGAGCUCCAGGAAAGUUACGAAAGUUUGCAGCGACAUUAUGUGAUGUGUGUAAUGCAUACCUCUGUACUUCUUGCACCAGGAAACAUAGAAUAAAUUGUAACGGACAUUUGUUAUCACCCAUCACACCUAAAUUGGAUGAGAAAGAACGUUUCCUCACAAAGAAUGGGCAUCACCAACCAGUGUGUCACAAAGGUCAUCGUGAUGUCCUAAAGUAUUUCUGCGAAACUUGUCAGGAUGUUGCUUGCUUAGAAUGUAUUCAAACACAACACAAGAAACAUGAGUUCGUGUAUGCCAAAGAUGCGUAUAAAAAACACAAAGCAUCUUUAGAAACACAUAUCCAGAAUUCACGUGUGGAGGCUAAUCGUAUUGUGAAGCAACUUGACCAAGGGGAGGAAAUAGUAAGAGAUUUAAAGACAGAGAAAGACAACAUUACGGAAAAAAUCAAGGCGCAGACGAAAGUGAUUAUGGAGGUUCUCAGAAAUCGAGAGAAAGAUCUAUUACAAGACGUGGAUAGAAUUUAUUCCAAUAAAGAGGAUGUUUUAAUUAGGAAUAAGGAAAGACUUGACAAUCGACUCGAAUUAAUCAGGAGAACAUGUCGUUUUACAGAAAUUGCUAUAAACGACGGAGAUGAAGUGCAACUGUUGAUUUUCGAGAAAUUCGCUCGGAAGAGAUUAGACGAUUUGUGUCGCACAGAAUGCCUCACUCCCCCUGAGACUGAAGGACAUUGUCGUUAUUAUGUAACAAUGAAUUCUCCAGAAAAGGCCGAACAGCUUCUUGGCAAGUUUAUCUGUUCUGCCGUUGAUCCGAGUCAAUGCGAAGCCUGUGGGGAAGGGCUAAGAAGAGCAGUGGUUGGAAAGGAUUCGAGUUUUAUGGUGAAUUUAAGAGGAAAAGAUGGUAUUCCGCUCAAUACUGGAGGCGAUGACGUGCAAGCUCAGAUAACCAGCACAAGCGAGGAGGGUCCUCUCAGGGUCAGGGUAACAGAUCACGACAACGGAACGUAUACGGUUACAUAUUCCUCCAUCGCCAGCGGUGUCUUGAGCAUUGCAAUUCAUGUGUACGGUGAACCGAUUAAGACUCCACGUUAUCAAGUCCAUGCUGUAUGCCAGCGUGACUACGAAAAGAUAAAAAAACCUAUGUUGUCCAUUAGUAAGUUCAUUCUUUCAGGUAAGGAAUUAUCGUUGAAACUACCAUGUGGGGUUGCCGUUGACGAUCAAGGCAGAAUUCUUGUUGCUGACUGCCAUAAUCAUAGCAUCAAGAUAUUUAGUCGAGAUGGGAAGUUUAUCAAGUCGUUUGGAUGUCUCGGCUCUAAAAACGGUCAGCUGAACAACCCAACUGAUAUUGCGGUGAAUGACAGAAGGAUUUAUGUUUGUGACAAAGACAACAGUCGUAUUCAGUGCUUCACAUCAGAAGGGGUGUUCUUGAGUACGUUCGCUUGUGGAAGCUCCCUUUUAAAAAGACCAUGGGGUUUAUGUAUCGAUGGUAAAGGGCACGUUGUCGUAACAGACACAAAGAAUAAUCAGAUCCAAGUGUUUUCCACUGACGGUUAUUAUGUAACCAGUUUUGGCAAGGAAGGGAGUGGUCCGUGUGAAUUUCAGCAACCAUACUACGUUUCGGCACAUCCGAACGGACAGAUCUACAUCACUGACAACGGCAAUCACAGAGUGCAAGUGUUCGACGAAAGCUAUUCAUAUCUCUUUGAGUUCAGCGGGGAUAAUGAUGAUUUGAAAUUGAAGUAUCCUACUGGGAUUACCACAGAUCAUCAGGGUCACGUUAUUGUAGCAGAUCAAUGCAACAACAGGAUACAGGUAUACAAAGCUGACGGAAAGAACAAAGUUGUCAUCUCAAAACCACUUAAUAAGUCACAAAGUCCAAGCUAUCCUAAAGGUCUCGCCGUCACUCUGGAUGGUUUUGUAGUGGUUGCGGAUAGUGACAAUGAUGAAGUAGUUUUAUUGUGAGAGCAUAUAUCAAGAUUUAUGAUAUAUAGUCUAUUCCAAUCUCAGUAUAGGCUGGCUGCAUGCGUUUUAAUAUAUACAAAAUGGUAAAAGCCGGGACACUUGUUCUGAAGACGUAUAUAUAUAUAGUCUCUCCUGGUCUUUAUAUUGUGGACGAGAUAUACAUAUAUAUUCCAUAGUCUUAAGGAAGCACUUAUUUUUCCUCAGCUAUAUGUUGAAUUUAAGAAAAUCAAUGUAGGAU